AUGAUUUUCGAUUUUGCCGAACAGCCUGUGAAUGCCUCACGGCUGAUUCAUCAAGUGCUUCAUGACGCUUUCAUGGUUUCGGAGCUCGGCAAUUACACGGCCGCCGUUGCAGUUCUUGACAAACCACCGGCAUGGCAAACUUGGGGUGUUGGAUUUGCGAUAGUUUCUGGAUGUAGUUUUUCGGCGCCGCUGGGAAUUCUCCUUCUACCGUGCUUCUCAAAAUCACUGUACGAACGAAUCAUGACAUUCCUGGUGGCUGUUGGAAUUGGCGCUCUAUCGGGUUCCACUAUCUUCAUAAUGUUGCCACAAGCGUUUCAUCUUGGAGAAUUUGAGCAUAUGGAUUAUCACACAAAAUCAUUGAUUAUUCUAUGCGCUUUAUACGUGUUUUUCACAGUAGAUCGCAUACUACAAUACAUUUUAGAGUUCAGGAGACGACGUCAGACAAAACGCAGAAUUCAUGCCUCUACAAUAGCAUCAAUUAUGAAUACACCGAACAUGAAAAGAAAAGAAAAUGGGUUUAAGGAAGAAAAGGAAAAAGUUGAAUCAAUUGAUAAUAACACAUUAAAAGUUCCGGAGUUCAAUCAUAACAAGCUAACCAGAAAAGAUUCGGAAAAAUCGGAAGCCGAAAAAUCGGAAAUUCAUGAAAAGGAGCUUGCUGAAUUAGCGAAUGAUUUGGAAAUUGCACUAACUAAUAAUGUAUUAGCCAGAACGUUUUCCACUCGGCGAAGGGUGGCGGUUGUUAGCAGCGGAUUGGAUGAGAUUGAAUUCCGAACUCAGAAAAAUGCAGCACAUGUUCCGAUUCAACAUCAAGGCAAUAAUGCGUCACAGUUUUUGGACGCUGUGAACAAUGAAUUCCAGAAGAGGAUCACUCCAUUGUCAACAAGACCUUCUAGUCCAGUCCAUUUAGAGGACGGAAAAGAGCAUGUCGAAAUGCAAAAUAAGACGAAUGACGAAGAUUCAAUGUCGGUUUCGAUCAGAGUUGUUGAAAAGAAAGUGAUCGAGCCGGCAGCAAUGGAAGUCGCUUCUGUCGCCUAUAUGAUUAUAUUCGGAUCGUCGGCCAAUAAUUUCGUCGACGGAAUGUCCAUGGGAGCUGCUUUUUCAGACAAUUUACUUCGGGGUCUUAGCAUCGGAAUUGCAGUCAUUUCUCAGCAAUUUCCACAGGAACUUGGUACAUUGGCAAUCCUUGUGAAAUCUGGCUUAGGUCUCAAAAAGACCUUACUUUUCAACAUGGUGCCAAUUGUAUUGAGUUUCCUCGGAUUUUCAAUCGGAGUCUUGCUUGACAACGUCGAUGAUUCAUAUGACGAAUACAUUUUCGCAAUAUCAUCUGGAAUGUACAUGUAUAUUUUCCUAGGAACACUGAUUCCGGAAAUUCGUGAAUCCACAAAUGAGCUGAUUAAAGAGAAUCUCCGUGAGAGCAUUGUUGUCUCUUUCCUUCAAGCAUUUGGCAUAUUAUUCGGCACAACAUUUAUGUACUACAUGAGCCGAUUCAAUUCAAUCAGUUUUUAA
This is a messenger RNA of Caenorhabditis bovis, 1506 nucleotides long. The record is from the annotation of a GenBank genome assembly. NCBI's taxonomy places the organism in Eukaryota, Metazoa, Nematoda, Chromadorea, Rhabditida, Rhabditidae.